AUGUAUAGUCUAGCUCAACGCGCAAACUCAGUUUUUGCUUUUGCAAUGACGGUAACAUUUGGUCUCUUGGCUGCUAUCGCAUUUGUCACACCAUUUUUGCCAUCUUUGCCGACAGCCAAUGUAGAUAUAAAGAAUAUGCAAGUAUGGAUAUAUGAUUAUGGCGGAAGUUCGAACGAGUUUGCUUUUGUAUACAUGGAUAUUGAUGCAGCGGAGUACGAAUCAAAGGCGCAUGACAUAAAUCAAAUUGUAUUAUGGGAUUCGGUAAUCAGAUCAAAAGAGGACGCUAACAUAACAUUAAGACAACUUCGAAAUAAAUAUAAUUUUCACGAUAUAUCACCAAGCUUUAGUGGAUUGAACGCCACAUACUCGCUUCAUUGGGAUAUAAUGCCACAUGUUGGAACACUAAAAAAUGGACAAGUGAAAGCAAUUACAGAGAUAAAUUUCCCGGCACCUGAAAAUGAACCUGCAAAAUAA
Ambispora gerdemannii is the source of this 474-nucleotide messenger RNA. The record is from the annotation of a GenBank genome assembly. NCBI's taxonomy places the organism in Eukaryota, Fungi, Glomeromycota, Glomeromycetes, Archaeosporales, Ambisporaceae.